This is a messenger RNA of Heteronotia binoei (common prickly gecko), 945 nucleotides long. Its product is annotated as olfactory receptor 10R2-like. The transcript has a single exon. Gene Ontology annotation, molecular function: G protein-coupled receptor activity; olfactory receptor activity. Bases 1 to 945 code for a protein of 314 amino acids. Lineage: Eukaryota; Metazoa; Chordata; Lepidosauria; Squamata; Gekkonidae. Gene Ontology annotation, cellular component: membrane. The record is from RefSeq and is a predicted model, not a curated record. Gene Ontology annotation, biological process: G protein-coupled receptor signaling pathway.
AUGGACCGUGAGAAUCAAAGUGUGGUGACAGAAUUCAUCCUGAUUGGAUUUUCCAGUUUCCCCAACUUGCAAGUCCUACUCUUUCUGGUGUUUUCCAUCACAUACUUGGCCAUUUUGGCUGGAAAUAGCAUCAUUGUCACAACAAUAAGGUGCGACUCCAGUCUCCACAUCCCCAUGUAUUUCUUCCUUGCCAUGCUCUCCAGUUCAGAAAUCUGCUACACGUUUACCAUUGUCCCCAAUAUGCUUGUAAAUCUUCUAAAAGAAAAGGCAACUAUUUCAUCCAUUGGCUGUGCUACUCAGAUGUGCCUAUUUCUGGCCCUUGCAGGUACAAACUGUAUGCUUCUCACCGUGAUGGGGUUUGAUCGCUAUGUGUCCAUAUGCAAACCUUUACAUUACCCGGUUCUAAUGAAUCAGAGAACUUGUACUGAACUGGUAAUCUUUUCAGCAACAACUGGUUUUCUUUUUGCUGUACUCAUGACAAUCCUCAUAUUUACCUUGCCCUUCUGUGGGCCAAAUAAAAUCCAUCACUUCUUUUGUGAUUUGGCACCUUUACUUCAGCUGGCCUGCGCUCGAAAUUAUAUGGGGGAAAUUGUCAUUUUUCUUAUUUGCAUUUUAAUGGUAGUGGUCUCAUUUUUUCUGAUCCUCCUUUCAUAUAUUUUAAUCUUAAACACAAUCCUGAAAAUCCCCAAUGCAGAGGGCAAACGCAAAGCCUUUUCGACUUGUGCCUCCCAUCUGAUUGUGGUCGUUGUGCACUUUGGAUGUGCUUCUGUUAUUUACCUGAGGCCCCAAUCCAGAUACACUUUGAAUGAGGACAUGUUUAUCUCUGUCACGUACACGCUGGUGACUCCAUUGCUGAAUCCUGUCGUUUACAGCCUGAGGAACAAGGAUGUCCAAGUAGCACUCAAGAAAUCCCUGGGCAGAAGCACUUGCACCUGGAAGAUAUAA